Molecule: messenger RNA, 1043 nt
Organism: Funneliformis caledonium
Lineage: Eukaryota; Fungi; Glomeromycota; Glomeromycetes; Glomerales; Glomeraceae
Source: the annotation of a GenBank genome assembly
GGAUUCAAUAUGAGACUCUUAACUUGUUUUAUAAUGAUUUAUUAAGUGGACUAAGGUCGAUACUUGAUAUUUGUGAACAUAAGAAUCAUAAGCUUAGUUUAGUUAACGUUAAGAAAAUUUUAAUUGGAUUGUUCAAUAAUAACAGUACGGACUUGAUGACUCCUGUCACAGAAUAUGUGUUAAAGCUUCAAAAUAUUUUAUCACCAUAUAUUCAACACUUUCAAAUCCUUAAUAUUAAUUCGGUCAAACCUAAAUUAUCUAGAAAUUUAAUUAACUUUAUUCAAUCUCAGAAUCAGUUAAAGUCAUUAUUAUUAUCCCAUGAAUUUUGGAAAGAUGAAUUUAAACCCUUUCUUAAUGGAUGUUUCACAAAAAUUAUGAUGAUUACUUUGGAUAGUUUAGAACAUUUAAGUUAUAAUUGUUCUAUCUCUCAUAAUACAGAUUCCAUUAUACUCUUUAAACAGAUCCUUUUAUCGACGAAAAACUUGAAAUCACUUAAAGUUGAAGAAACUUAUUGUCCUUAUAUUAAGGAAAUUCAAGGGUUAUAUUUUUUGAAUUUAACUCAUUUUCAUUUAGUUCUGAUAAUGCAUUCAAUUUCAUUAGAGGAUUUAUUGGAAUUAUUAAGAAAUAUGCAUCAAUUAGUUCAUUUGAAAUUAAAUACUGAUAUAAUUUGUAAUAAUACCUUGAAUUACAUUGAACUUUUUAACAGUUUCUCUAAAGUACUCAUCUGUUCUCUCAAAAUCUUUGAAUUGAACUUUCCUGUCUCUGAUAAAUUCUUGGAAAAGUUACUUGAUGAAUCUCAAUUUAAACUUGAAUGUCUCAAGUUGUAUCGUUUGGAAAGUUAUCUGAUUAUUUCAUUAAAUGUUUUAAUCAAUUAUGCAAAAAAGAAAGAUAGUUUUAAAGAACUUGGUAUUAUAAAAGAAUUUAAAUUUUUAAAGGAGCGUGUUGUAGAGUUAAAAUCACUGUACUCACGGAUGGUGAAAUCUAUAGUCUAUUUUAUGAUUUACCAAUUCAAAAUUCCUACUGGAGCAAUAGAAGAUAGAUAA